Schistosoma curassoni is the source of this 2511-nucleotide messenger RNA. The record is from the annotation of a GenBank genome assembly. NCBI's taxonomy places the organism in Eukaryota, Metazoa, Platyhelminthes, Trematoda, Strigeidida, Schistosomatidae.
AUGUUUAACAAUAAACAACAUGAAACUUAUAAGUUAUCAAGUUUUGGCAAGGUAUAUCGUAGCAUACAAUUAAUUACAAGACAUGAAAAUCAUGAAGAAAUUAAUCAAAUGUUAUUUCAUUUCAUAUCAUUUAUCUUAUGUUUAACUUUACUAUUAUAUCGUACAUUCGAAUGGUUAAAAGCUUAUCAUUUAUUCAUUGAUGAUAAUCAUCAUAUGAAUGGAUUCAUUGACUAUUUACAAAAUUCCUAUUUAAAUAAACACAAUAUGAAUAAUGAAGAUCAUCAUCAUUAUCAUCAUUAUCAUCAUCGUCAUCAUGAGCAGCAGCACCAGCAUCAGCAUCAGCAACAGCACCAACAGUAUCAGGAUGAUAUAAUACAUAGUGAUAAUACAACAUUAAUGGAAUCAAAUGGGAUAAUUAGAUUAUGCAAUAUUAAUCCAAUGAGAUUAUCCGCUUUAUUUUCUUUAAUCAAUGGAAGUGAUAUUUAUACUUAUUUAAUUGAAAAAUAUGGUAAAAUUGAUAUAAUCAAUCUAUUAAAUGAUACAUAUUUAACACCAGAGCAAAUUAAACAAAUGGCUCAUCCACUUUCAACAACAUUGAAAAGUUGUCAGUAUGGUGAUGAUCAUUGUACAAUUAAUGAUUUUAUCUCAAUAUUUACAAAACAUGGAUGGUGUUAUCAAUUUCAUUUGAAUUUUUCUAGAAAUGCUGAAUUGAAAUUAAUAUUGGAUCCACAAGAAUAUGAUUACAUAAUACCAAAUAAAGGUUAUGUUGGAUUUUAUUUAACUGUACAAAACCAAAAUUGUUCACCUAGGCAACAAUUCAAUAUGGAUAAUAAUGAUCAAUCUAUUAUUGUUGGACCAAAGUUUCAUUCGUAUAUUAGUAUACAAGUUCAUUAUGGUAUACUCUAUCAACAGAAAGCAUUAUUACAAAUUUAUAAUCGUACAGCUUAUGAUUUAAUUAAAAAUUUAUCUAAAGAAUUAUAUCAAGCUAAAUUAUUAACAAAAUUUACUAUUCAAUCUAUUUGGAACUUAUACAAGUACUUGAAAUAUUUCAAUCCAAUCAAAUCUAUUCAUAAUACAAUGAAUCAUAAUCAUCAUCAUCAUCAUCAUUGUUAUACUAAAGUAUAUCAAUUAUUCACUUCAAUUGUUAAAGAUAUUUUAUCAAAGAAUACUUUAUCAAUUAUGGAUCCAGAUCAAGAUCAACAUCAAGAUCAAGAUCAUGAUGACGAUGAUCAUUAUCAUCAUGAAGAAAAUCAAUAUUUUAUAUAUAAUCAUACAUUAGAUCAUAUUGAAUUACAAUUAAUUAAUAGUUUUUUUGAAACAAAAGUAAUUGUAUCACCAAGUUCUUCAUUAUUACGUAAGAUAUUAACGGUGGUUAUGAAAUUUCGUUAUCUUCUAUCAAAUUCUAGUAAUUUAUCAUCUACAUAUAUAUCUAAUAAGAAUAGAUCAUCUAUGCUCAAUAUCAAUUCAUUAAUGGAUAAUACUACUCAAUUUAGAUCACAAUUUCAUAUUAUGAAUUGUAGUCAUUUAAUUCCAUAUUAUAAUGAACAAAUGAAUAAAUGUGGUGAAACAGCUAGUGGUGCAUUAACAAGAUUAGAUUAUGUGAAUUUACAAUUACAUAAUUUAAUUAAAAAUAAUCAUUUCAUACGUUUAAUACAUCCAAAACAUUCUUAUCCUUAUACAGAAUUAUCUAUAUCAAGUAUGGUCAGUUUGAGUAUCAGAUUGUCUAAAUUCAAUGUUCCAACAUUUCAUGAAAGUUCAACAAUCCAUAUAGAUAUUUACUUCAAAAAUUUACUACUUACAAUAUUUAUAAGUAUAUUCACUUUAUAUUUAACUUUAUUUAUCAUCAUCGAAUAUUGUUCAUUUAAACAAACCACCAAAUUAACCAAUCAAAUUUGUUCAAAAUGUCAAUCAACCAAUCAAAAUGUAUAUCAUCCUCAUCCUCAUCGUCAUGACGAUGAGGAUGAUUCAUGUAAUCUAUUAUCAAUACAACAAUAUAAUCAGUUGACAUCAUUUGAAACACUGCCACCAAAUAAUAAUAAUAGUAGUGAUGGUUACUAUCCGAGAUGUACACAGAGAUACCAUGAUAGCAACAGAAAGAACUUUACUUACUCAAAAUAUGGUAAACACGAUCUAGACGAAGCUUUCAGUAAUAAUAAUAAUGGGUUGAAUUCAUUUAUCCCUCAUAAAUUAGAACACCAUUACACAUAUGAUCAUCCAAUAUCUCUAUUGCAUACAUCAAAUGUUAUGUAUAAAUGUGAUAAUCUAUGUCGAACUAAAGCAUAUUUACAUGAUGAAAACAUUGAUGAUAAUGAAGAUGGUGAUAGAAAUACAAUUUGUAUUCCAACUCAUGUACAUAGUUUAUCUUUACCAAGAAUUGAGACAUUCAAUGAUGAAAAUAUCAAUAAAACAAUUUUAAUCACACCGAAAUUAAUUAAUACCCCAUAUUCUUGUUGUACUACUUCGACAUCCUCAUCAUCCAAGUAUAAUUUACAUUCAUCAUAUUGUAAAUAG